This is a messenger RNA of Zygosaccharomyces rouxii, 3981 nucleotides long. RefSeq names its product Rav1p (gene RAV1). The coding region runs from base 1 to 3981 and encodes 1326 amino acids. Gene Ontology annotation, biological process: vacuolar acidification. Gene Ontology annotation, molecular function: protein binding. Gene Ontology annotation, cellular component: RAVE complex. The record is from RefSeq and is a predicted model, not a curated record. NCBI's taxonomy places the organism in Eukaryota, Fungi, Ascomycota, Saccharomycetes, Saccharomycetales, Saccharomycetaceae. The transcript has a single exon.
AUGUCGCUGACCUAUCUUCCAGGAAGACCCAACGACACACAACAAUCUACAUGCCAAUCGUCCUGGCAAGGGCGAAUAGUUUUCGCUUACUGUUCAGGUAAUAACUUAAUUAUCCUGUCAAAUGGCUUUCAACGAUUGCAGACGAUUUAUCUAGAAUCUGAUAGUGUUGCCGUGGAUAUCAAUCCACGUAAUGGAUUCAUUGCAAUUGGUUAUGGUAACAAAGUUGGUAUUUAUAAACCAAAGCAUCAAGUUAUGAAGGCUCCCAGUUGGGUAUUCUGUUGUGAGAUAGUACAUGACGAUUCGAAGGUAAACAGCUUGAGUUGGGGGAAUUUUAAUGAUUUAACGGUGGGUUCCAACUAUCUUUCAUUUUGGAAGAUAAAUGACGAAUUUGGAGUUUACAAACCAGUGCUACAAUGGAAUAAGAAACAACCUAAACCGGUCUAUCUGUGUAUAACGUCACAGUGUUCACAGAUGAUUGCAAGUUUUGGAAAAUAUGAUACCUCUGUGAAAUUGUGGAAGCGUAUAUCAAUUAGUGGUGACCAGGUACUUUUUAAUUUGACUUUGUUACCACAUCCUGCACCAAUAUGUACGAUGAGAUGGAGAAAAUCAGGUCGUUGUGAACCUUCAGAAAACCCAAAUGGAUUACAAGCAAUCUAUACUCUAUGUGCUGAUCAAAAGUUACGUGUAUGGUUAUGUUAUGAGCUUGAUUCUCUGCAUAACGUUCAACAUUGGGCUACUUUACAAUUAGAAGAUGCACAAAGGUACUGUUUUACUAUAGAUAAUUGGCUUCUCAAAGAUCAACGUGAUUUAGUACUUAUUGCUGAUCGAGAGGGCAAUUUGGUCAUCUAUUCUCUAUCGCAUCUGUCAAGUGAUCCGCCAAGACCCAUAGCUAAGGAAAAACUAUCGACAAAGUCCUUUUCAUAUUCUUCAUUCGUGACAAAACCAGAUUUUUUAUAUUUUGCAGAGCUUCAACCUUGUGAUGACAAUACGGACGAUCUUUCCUUGAUCAUUCACGAUUUAAGAGGUGUCAUCAGACAAUCACGCAUAACUGUGAGUCAGUUACUUGAAAGGAACCAUUCUCAAAUUGGUACUCUGGAACAUAAAUUUACUGGUCAUAAUAAAUCUGUUCAAAAAUUGAUAAGAAGUAGUGAUGGUGAAGCUAUGUUAACCAUAUCCAGAUUUCUAGAAUGUUGUGUAUGGUGCCCGCAGCGUUUAUCUGACGAGAGCUCAUUAAAAUUAAGAGGUGUCAUUAUCACAGAGGCCCCAGUAAAACAUGCUAUAAUACACGAGAAGGGAAAACUUGUCAUUUGUCUCCUAGAAAACUCGAAACUACAAGCAUGGGAGUGUGCAGGCAUUGAGGGGAAAUGUGAUUUGAAAAGAUCUCAUCUAAAAUUCGAACAACAAUUGGAAGCCUCCACGGCAGAACAUGGAGAACCGCUAUUGAUGUUAAAUACACCCGAAAGUGUGCACAAUCAUGAUCGUCAUUUCGUUGCAUUAAUUUACAAGGACGGUGCCAUUAGAGCAUUCGAAAUUUCGUCGGACCAGGGGAUCCAAGAGAUUUAUUCCGAGUCUUUAGAAAUACCAGACAACCAAAUACAUCAUAUCGCCACAAUCGACCCAGUGCAUCAAAACUUUUUUAGUGAUAGGCCACUCAUAUCAUUGAUGAGCAAGAAUGCCACUGCGAUUACCUACAAGGCGGUUGUUGAUUGUGAGAAGAAGCUCAUUCAUUGGCAUAAAAGUUGCGAAUUUAAAACAGGAAUGAAAGACGUGGUAGCCCUUCGAGGUUCAUCCACAGGGAAACUGUGUACAGUGCAUUGUAAGGGUAAAAAAAUGUCUCUAUGGGAUUUGAAUAAGCGCGUUUUAGAAUACGAAGAGUCCUUUGAUGAUGAAAUCAAAGAUGUAGAUUGGACAAGCACGGAAUAUGGUCAAAGCAUUGUUUCUAUAGGGUUUUCUGGUUACGCUCUUUUGUACACCCAAUUGAGAUACGACUAUACUAACCAUAAUCCUAGUUAUUUACCAAUAGAAAAAAUUGACAUAACUUCCCACACAGCACAUCAAAUUGGUGAUUCAAUAUGGUUAAAAGAUGGUAUGUUUGUAGUGGCCUCAGGAAACCAGUUUUACAUUAAGGAUAAAUUCCUAGAUCUAAACGAUCCAUUUACUCGUCGUUCCAUCGGUUCCAGAAAAAUUCUAUCAAAUGACAUUCUUCACUUAAGCAGUGUUUUGAAUGGUCCUCUACCUGUCUAUCAUCCUCAAUUUUUGAUCCAAGCAGUCUAUGCAAAUAAACUUCAAUUGGUCAAAGAACUUUUAUUAAGAUUGUUUCUUGAGCUGAGAAAAUUGACAUUUGAAAAUGAGAACUAUUCUAAACUAACAUCAGAUCUAAAAACAAACUACAACAAGUUUCUGACAGCCCAAGACAACCAGUUCGAAAGGGAUCAAUUCCCUGACCCUUACCCCGAAUUCAAUAGGACGGUAGCGUUAGCACUAUGCGAGCAAUUGACUAAAAUAACUUUACCGUAUUUGACCAGACAUCAACAGAUUACUCUGAGUACAGUAGUGGAAGCUGUAGAAGAAAUUUUGAGGAACGAAUCUGUCGUGGAUUACAAUGGAAUACGAUUCCUUUUAGGCGUCAAAUUGUAUGCAUCGCAUAAAAAUGUUCAAAAAACUAUCUUGAUGAGAGAUGUAAACUGGGCUUUACAUUCAGAUAACAAAGAAUUACUUUUAUCGAUCUUAGAUAGCCAUAUCACUUCAUGGGCGGCAGCCUGUGAAUACAGGAUCUCAUUUUGGGCGAAAGAGGAUGAUCUAAUUACAAAAUUCGAGCAAAUUGCAAAAUUUGAGUUUUCAAAAGACGAUAAGAGAGAUCCUUCAAGAUGUGGUAUUUUUUACCUUGCGUUAAAGAAGAAGAAAAUUCUAUUCAGUCUCUGGAAAAUAAGCAUUGGUCAUCCUGAGCAACAGAAGAUGAUAAAGUUCCUAAGCAAUGAUUUCAGUGAAGCAAGAUGGAGGAAAGCAGCUUUAAAAAACGCAUUUGUGCUUCUCAGUAAGCAUAGAUACAUGGAUGCCGCAUGCUUCUUCCUCUUGGCGGAGUGCCUGAAAGAUUGCGUCAACGUAUUAUUCAAACAAGUCAAGGAUCUAGACCUAGCUAUUGGUGUCUGUAGAGUAUUUGAAGGUGAUAAUGGUCCGGUUUUAGGUGAAUUUCUCACUCAGCAAAUUCUCCCUAAUGCAAUCCUACAGAACGACAGAUGGAUCAGCAGUUUUGUGUAUUGGAAAUUAAGGAGACAUGAUAAGGCCAUUCGAACAUUAGUCAUGGAUCCAUUUGAUCUAGAAAAGGAUACAGGGUUAGUUGAUAUGGACGGCGGAGUCAGUAAAUCAUUCCUAGCGGAAGAUCCUGCAUUAUUGAUGCUUUACUCCCAUUUAAGAAAGAGAAAUAUUAAAUACUUUCUAGGAUCAUUGAAAGUGGAAGGUGAAUUGGAGUACAGUUUAAUUGGUAGAGUUGCUGAUAUUCUAAGGAGAAUGGGAUGUGACUACUUGGCACUGUCGUUGGUGAGAAAUUGGGAAUUUAUUGGUGUACAUGAGAAGUUAAUAUCUUCUAAGAACGAACAGAAGUCUUCGGAACUUUUCUCUAAUGUCACCAAUUCUCAUCCAACGAACAAAAUGAAACCCGGUAUGUUCGAAAAGUUCGAAAAUGAUUCUCCUGAUGUGACUUCCAGGCGCAAGACCAAAAACUUGUUAGAUGAUUUCUUUACCGACUUGCCCAGUGAAUCAUCUGCGUCACCAGCUCCAACACAGGAAACCCAUGAUGAUUUACCAGCUUCAGCUGAUGAAACUAAACCAUCUACAACAGCUUCUCGCAGUUUGUUAGAUGAUUUUGGGUCUCAAGAACCAUCAGUUCCCAGAGACACUUCUGCGACAUCCUCUACUACGAUCGAACCUGUUAAGAGGACCCCACCAUCGCAACCUCGCAAUCUAUUAGAUGAUUUCAUGUAG